Molecule: messenger RNA, 934 nt
Organism: Anoplophora glabripennis (Asian longhorned beetle)
Lineage: Eukaryota; Metazoa; Arthropoda; Insecta; Coleoptera; Cerambycidae
Product: vacuolar ATPase assembly integral membrane protein VMA21 homolog
Exons: 2
Coding region: 112-372 (86 amino acids)
Biological process (GO): vacuolar proton-transporting V-type ATPase complex assembly
Cellular component (GO): endoplasmic reticulum membrane
Source: RefSeq, a predicted model, not a curated record
CAAACUCGUGAUGAAAACUAACCUCACUCAACCUGUUUUAACAAUUUGUUUUUCGUUUAUACGAACUAUUUAAUAUUAUUACUUUAAAAAAAUUAUUUAAGAGACUACGAUAUGGAGAACGCUAAUGUAGCUAAUUUCGUUGUGUUUAAAACAAUUUUGUUGUACACUACCUUUAUCUUAGCAGCUCCUAUUACAACAUUUUUUGUAUCUAAAUUUUUCAUUUUUGAAGGUAUUAUCGGUACGUCGGAUUUAACAGGCAACGUAUGGUCCGCAGUUUUAGCUGUAAUAAUGCUACAUAUAGCACUUGGCCUUUAUAUAUACAAGGCUUAUUAUGAGGCUGAAAAAGUAAAACCAUUAGAGAAAAAGGACUAGUUCUGAACUGAUCGCAGCUUUCUCUAGUAUUGGGACUGUGAUAAUUAGUUAAUAGUGAUUUUCGAUAUAGGAUUUUUAUAAAGUGGUAGAUGUAACUUGUAUAUAUUUAAUAAUUUUAGAAACAAUUUGCAAAAUAUUUUUUUUUUUACAACAAAAACGUUUGUUAAUGGCAUGUUGAAUGUCUGUAUGUUGCAGUCCACAUUUAUUACUGUGCCCUUUAUAUUUAAAUUAUCUGGCUGCAAUCAUUGUUUUACAUUUUUUGGUACAAAGCAUAAACAUGGAAUUAAUUGUAUCAUGUGUCGGUAUUUAAUAUUUGCAUAGGGUAAUUUAAUAAAUUCUAUUCAAAAUAAAAUGCUAUGGUGUUUUUUAUAACAAAAGGACUGUUCAUCAGUGUUGUUCGAAUUGAAUCGACUGAUUUUUCAGUUGACAAAAUUUAGAAGAAUAAAAGGUGUAUCAUAAUUGUUUUUACCUACUUGACAUUGUUAAACAUUCUGAUAUUUAUUAGACUAGUUAAAAGAAAAUAAAAAAUUACAAUAGUUGUAAAAAUUUGUAACAUUUAUAA